This is a messenger RNA of Dipodomys spectabilis (banner-tailed kangaroo rat), 3239 nucleotides long. It is a transcript of the gene Rasip1, whose product is annotated as Ras interacting protein 1. Gene Ontology annotation, cellular component: cell-cell junction. Bases 104 to 3007 code for a protein of 967 amino acids. The transcript is spliced from 12 exons. Gene Ontology annotation, molecular function: GTPase binding. The record is from RefSeq and is a predicted model, not a curated record. Gene Ontology annotation, biological process: negative regulation of Rho protein signal transduction; regulation of GTPase activity; angiogenesis. NCBI's taxonomy places the organism in Eukaryota, Metazoa, Chordata, Mammalia, Rodentia, Heteromyidae.
CUGGGGCAGAGGCAAAGACCUUUACAGGAGCAGAGGAGUCGGGAAUUAACCGAGGCCAGCGGAGCCAGGGCCUCCGGGUGCUGCUGGACCCGAAGCAGGGGCCAUGCUAUCUGGUGAACGCAAGGAGGGCGGAAGCCCCCGCUUCGGGAAACUCCAUCUCCCUGUGGGCCUGUGGAUCAAUUCCCCCAGGAAACAGCUGGCCAAGCUGGGGCGGCGCUGGCCCAGCGCUGCCUCUGUCAAGUCUUCGUCUUCCGACACGGGGAGCCGCAGCAGCGAGCCGCUGCCCCCGCCCCCUCCGCACGUGGAGCUGCGGCGGGUGGGCGCGGUGAAGGCCGCGGGGGGCGCCUCGGGGAGCCGCGCCAAGCGCAUCUCGCAGCUCUUCCGGGGUUCCGGGACCGGGACGACGGGGUCUGGGGGUGCUGGAGGUCCCGGGACCCCCGGGGCCGCGCAGCGCUGGGCCAGCGAGAAGAAGCUACCGGAGCUGGCGGCGGGCGUCGCCCCAGAGCCGCCCCUGGCCACGCGCGCCACGGCGCCCCCGGGGGUGCUCAAGAUCUUCGGCGCGGGGCUGGCAUCCGGUGCCAACUACAAGAGCGUGCUGGCCACGGCGCGGUCCACGGCGCGCGAGCUGGUGGCAGAGGCGCUGGAGCGCUACGGGCUGGCCAGCAGCCCCGGCACCGGCCCGGGCGACGCCAGCUGCGUGGACGCCUUCGCGCUGUGCGACGCGCUCGGCCGGCCUGCGACGGCCGGCGUCGGGGGCGGCGAGUGGCGGGCGGAGCACCUGCGCGUGCUGGGCGACUCGGAGCGCCCCCUGCUGGUGCAGGAGCUGUGGCGCGCGCGGCCCGGCUGGGCGCGGCGCUUCGAGCUGCGCGGCAGGGAGGAGGCGCGCCGCUUGGAGCAGGAGGCCUUCGGGGCUGCGGACGGCGACGGCACGGGCGCCCCCUCGUGGCGACCACAGAAGAACCGCUCCCGGGCAGCGUCCGGAGGGGCGGCUCUGGCCAGUCCUGGUCCGGGGUCCGGAUCGGGGACCCCGUCCGGGUCGGGCGGCAAGGAGCGCUCGGAAAACUUAUCCCUGCGACGCAGCGUGUCGGAGCUCAGCCUGCAGGGCCGGCGGCGACGGCAGCAGGAACGCAGACAGCAGGCGCUCAGCAUGGCUCCAGGGGCAGCUGACCCCCAGAUCGGACCUGUGGACCCUGGAGACUUCGAUCAGUUGACUCAGUGCCUCAUCCAGGCCCCCAACAACCGCCCCUAUUUCCUGCUGCUCCAGGGUUACCAGGACGCCCAGGACUUCGUGGUGUACGUGAUGACGCGGGAGCAGCACGUGUUCGGGCGCGGGGGCACCUCGUCGUCCCGCAGCGGGUCCCCGGCCCCCUACGUGGACACCUUCCUCAACGCCCCUGACAUCCUGCCACGCCACUGCACCGUGCGCGCAGGCCCCGAGCCCCCCGCCAUGGUGCGCCCGUCCCGGGGCGCCCCGGUGACGCACAACGGGUGCCUCCUGCUCCGCGAGGCCGAGCUGCACCCCGGCGACCUGCUGGGGCUGGGCGAGCACUUCCUGUUCAUGUACAAGGACCCCCGCGCCGGGGGGUCGGGGUCGGCCCGGCCCCCGUGGCUGCCCGCGCGCCCUGGGGCCACGCCCCCCGGACCCGGCUGGGCCUUCUCCUGUCGCCUGUGCGGCCGCGGCCUGCAGGAGCGCGGCGAGGCGCUGGCCGCCUACCUGGACGGCCGCGAACCCGUGCUGCGCUUCCGGCCUCGCGAGGAGGAGGCGCUGCUAGGUGAGGUGGUGCGCGCAGCGGCGUCCGGCGCCGGGGACCUGCCGCCCCUCGGGCCCGCCACGCUGCUGGCGCUGUGCGUGCAACACUCGGCCCGGGAGCUGGAGCUGGGCCACCUGCCACGCCUACUGGGCCGCCUGGCCAGGCUCAUCAAGGAGGCUGUCUGGGAAAAGAUUAAGGAAAUUGGAGACCGUCAGCCAGAGAACCAUCCCGAAGGGGUCCCGGAAGUGCCUCUGACUCCUGAAGCCGUGUCUGUGGAGUUGAGGCCACUCAUGCUAUGGAUGGCCAACACCACAGAGCUGCUGAGCUUUGUACAAGAGAAGGUGCUGGAAAUGGAGAAGGAGGCUGACCAGGAGGGCCUGUCCUCAGACCCACAGCUCUGCAAUGACUUGGAAUUGUGUGACGAGGCCAUGGCCCUUUUGGAUGAGGUCAUCAUGUGUACCUUCCAGCAGUCAGUCUACUACCUCACCAAGACUCUUUAUUCCACACUGCCUGCUCUCCUGGACAGUAACCCUUUCACAGCUGGGGCAGAGCUACCUGGUCCUGGUGCAGACCUGGAGGCCAUGCCUCCUGGCCUGAGACCCACCCUGGGCGUGUUCCAAGCAGCUCUGGAGUUGACCAGCCAGUGUGAGCUGCACCCGGACCUUGUGUCUCAGACAUUCGGCUACUUGUUCUUCUUCUCCAAUGCAUCCCUUCUCAACUCACUGAUGGAACGAGGUCAGAGCCGACCUUUCUACCAGUGGUCCCGAGCUGUCCAAAUCAGAACCAACUUGGAUCUUGUCUUGGACUGGCUACAAGGAGCUGGACUAGGUGACAUUGCCGCUGAAUUCUUCAGGAAACUCUCCAUUGCUGUGAACCUACUCUGUGUGCCCCGCACUUCCCUGCUCAAGGCUUCUUGGAGCAGCCUGAGAACUGACUAUCCAACUCUGACCCCUGCUCAGCUCCACCAUCUGCUUAGCCACUACCAGCUGGGUCCUGGCCGCGGGCCUCCACCCUCCUGGGACCCUCCCCCUGCCGAGAGAGAUGCUGUGGAUACGGGAGACAUUUUCGAAAGCUUCUCCUCGCACCCUCCCCUCAUCCUGCCCCUGGGCAGCUCGCGUCUGCGCCUCACCGGUCAGGUGACAGAUGAUGCCCUGCAUCGUGAACUGCGCAGGCUCCGUCGCCUUCUCUGGGACCUUGAGCAGCAGGAGCUUCCAGCCAAUCACCGCCACGGGCCUCCGGUGGCCACGCCUCCUUGAAAACCAAUAAUACGCGAGCGUGGGAACCUUGAAAGGAAAAAGGAAAGAUUCCUUGGGCUCUUACUCCUUUGGAGCCCCGCCUGGUCGCAGAGGUUUCUGGGAGUUGUAGUUCUUGCCUCCCGCGUGGACCACUGGGAGUUGGAGUUUUCGGGUAGUAGAGGAUGGGACAGCGGGAAGAUGGGCUUGAGAUGUCAGCCGCGCCGAGGAGCAAUAAAAGUAUCUGUUAUUGGCA